AUGCCGGGGGCGCUGGCGGGGCGGCUGGCGGACGCGGUGGGCGGGACGGCGCUGACGCCGCCGCUGCCGCUGGUGGCCGAGCUAGCGGGCCUAUUUGGCUUUGCGGUUGACGGCGCAGACGAUGCGGCCGAGGACGCGGUCAAGGCUGUGGCGGCGGUCGGUGUUUGGAUGGGGACGCGUGUGGCGUCCAGAGCCGCUGCUGGCGUGCUGACGCCGGCCGACGUGCGAGUGGUCGGCGUGGCGCUGGCGCUGGCGGCGUAUCCGGCCGUCAACGAUGUCGCGGAUGCUGCUGGUGAUGCAGUAGAGCGGUGGCGCAACGCAGCGGUGACUUGGCUCCAGCUGCCGUUCAAGGUGACCGGAACGGUCCGCGACGCGCCGCUUGUGGAGGAUGCGGUUUAUGCACAGCUUGCGCCGGGCGGCCGAGCGCUGGUAGACGCUGCGCGGGUUCUGGACGACGCCACUGAGGACGUGUUCAAGACCCUGUGCCUUGCGGCACACUGGCGGGUCGGAUCUGUCCUCCGCGAUCACUAUUGGUUCUGGCUGACCGGCUCGGCGGGCGGUCGGGGAAGCCGCGGCCAUGCACUCGGUUAUGUGCUGGGCGUGGGCGUGCCGGCCUCGCAGUACUCGCUAUGCAACGACUACGGUGACAUGCUUGGCGAUGUCCUGCAGGUAUUGCUCACGCAUCCAGUGGUGGGCGGGGUCACGGCCAGGACCGGAUCUGGGCCCAAGGCCUGAGCGUGGAGACCAUGCCGGAUCAGCGGGCGAGGUUGGCGACGAGGUAGCCCACAAAGACGCCGGCAAGGAUGGCAAAGAAGAGCCAGGCCGAGUACGACAUGGCGAUGAGCAUGACAGCAUAGCCGAUGGUGAUGUGGAGGACGUGGGUCCCAGCGCGGACAAGCUGCCACAGCCAGGGAGCAAAUGGGCGAGCCGGCUCGUGCAUGCCCGGCACCAUAGCGCCCGGCAUACCGGC
Thecamonas trahens ATCC 50062 is the source of this 970-nucleotide messenger RNA. RefSeq lists its product as uncharacterized. The record is from RefSeq and is a predicted model, not a curated record. The transcript has a single exon. Bases 1 to 735 code for a protein of 244 amino acids. NCBI's taxonomy places the organism in Eukaryota, Apusomonadida, Apusomonadidae.